Molecule: messenger RNA, 1605 nt
Organism: Sorghum bicolor (sorghum)
Lineage: Eukaryota; Viridiplantae; Streptophyta; Magnoliopsida; Poales; Poaceae
Product: FAD-dependent urate hydroxylase
Exons: 6
Coding region: 209-1429 (406 amino acids)
Molecular function (GO): FAD binding
Source: RefSeq, a predicted model, not a curated record
CACGCAUCCGGACCUCUCUGGAUUCUCGUGCCAAGAAAGUCUUCUUGCUUGAUCCUUGAUCCAUUCAGAACUCGGUCAGAUGUCACUGGGCCAAGCCACGCCACUAAUCCGAGGCUCCGAUCCCAGCUAGCAAGCUAGCACAGCCAUUGAGAACUCCCCACUGCAGUCAGGAGCAGAAGCUGCGCCGCCGUUGCAAGCUUUGCCGGCAAUGGAGGCCGCCGAGGACGUCGUCAUCGUCGGCGCUGGACUGGCCGGCCUCGCGGCGGCUCUCGGACUACACAGGAAAGGGGUGAGGAGCCUGGUGCUGGAGUCGUCGCCGUCGCUGCGGGCGUCGGGGUUCGCGCUCACCAUCUGGAACAACGCCUUCCGGGCGCUGGACGUCCUCGGCGUGGGCGACAAGAUCAGGAAGCAGCACCUGCAGUUGCAGAAGCUACGUGUCAUGCCUUCUGCUACCGGAGAAAUCGCACAGGAAGUGGACCUCACGCAACAGGGGAAACAACGAGGGCCCAACGAAAUCCGUUGCGUUAGGCGGGACCUGCUGCUGCAGGCCUUGGAGGAGGAGCUGCCGAGAGGCACCAUCCGCUACUCCUCCAGGAUCGUGUCCAUCCAGGACGACGGCGGCGUCAAGGUCCUCCAACUAGCUGACGGCUCAGUCAUCAGAGCAAAGGUGCUCGUCGGGUGCGACGGGAUCAAUUCCGUGGUGGCCAAAUGGCUCGGCCUCGCCACGCCGUCCUACUCGGGGCGCUCGGCGGCGAGAGGCUUCGCGCAUUACCCGGACGGCCAUGGCUUCGACCCCAAGUUCCUGCAGUUCAUCGGCAACGGCUUCCGCUCCGGCAUGCUGCCCUGCAACGACAACGACGUCUACUGGUUCUUCACCUGGACUCCUUCCGAGAACGACAAGGGCGUCGACGAGAGCGCGGCGAAGAUGAAGCGGUUCGUGCUGUCCAAGCUCCGGGGCUCCAAGGUGCCAGCGGAGGCGCUGGCGGCGAUCGACAGGAGCGAGAUGAGCGACGUCCUCGCCGCGCCGCUGCGGUUCCGGUCGCCGCUCUCGCUGGCCACCGCGAGCAUCGCCAGGGGCAACGUGUGCGUGGCCGGCGACGCGCUGCACCCGAUGACGCCGGACCUCGGCCAGGGCGGCUGCUCGGCGCUGGAGGACGGCGUCGUCCUUGCCCGAUGCCUCGGCGACGCCCUGCUGCUGCCUGAUGGCAAGGGCAAGGAGGAGGAGCGGAUCGAGGCGGCCUUGCGUGAGUACGCCUGGAUCAGGCGGUGGAGGAGCGUCGAGCUCGUCGCGACCGCCUACGCUGUCGGCUUCAUCCAGCAGAGUGACAGCGCCGUCGUCAGCUUCCUGCGGGACAGGUUCCUGUCGGGAGUGCUCGCGCGAAGGCUUGUGAGAAUGGCGGACUACGACUGCGGCACGCUCGCAAAUUAGCCCCACUACUGUUUCGUGUGUGUAGAUGUUGUGCUUGCUGCAGGAGCACGCCUACCGUUAUGUGUUACUAGUAGAAAUCUGUAAAACAAUAGACAUAGCAUGUCGUGAUGAUUUAGUGAUCUUCCGACGUGAUAUCAAGGUGAACCAUAUCUAAGAGCAUCUCCAACAGUUUGCUA